AUGGAUGGUAAUGAGGAUGUAUUGGCGAGAGUGUCGAUGGUUAAUAUGAAUGGUGAAUGUAUUUAUGAUAAGUAUGUCAAGCCGAAACAAUUCAUCACUGAUUAUCGCAGUCAAGUGAGUGGUAUAAGGCCAUCGUCACUCGUAAAUGGUGAGUCUUUUGAAAAAGUUCAACAAGAGGUUCACAAAUUAUUGGCCGAUAAAAUUGUUGUUGGUCAUGCGCUUCAGAAUGACUUCAGGGUGCUCAAUCUAUCACACACACGUAAAAUGACUCGAGAUACAUCCAAAUAUAUGCCCUUUCGACAGAUGGCUAACGUCAAGAAGACGCCAUCAUUGAAACUACUGGCGAAGCAUGUUCUCGGUAUUGAUAUUCAAAUGGGAGAGCAUGAUUCGAUAGUAGAUGCACGAGUUGCGAUGCGCAUGUAUACGUUACAUAAGAAGAAGUGGGAAGCUGAUAUUCGCAGAUUCAAGUAG
Molecule: messenger RNA, 471 nt
Organism: Anisakis simplex (herring worm)
Lineage: Eukaryota; Metazoa; Nematoda; Chromadorea; Rhabditida; Anisakidae
Source: the annotation of a GenBank genome assembly